This is a messenger RNA of [Torrubiella] hemipterigena, 978 nucleotides long. NCBI's taxonomy places the organism in Eukaryota, Fungi, Ascomycota, Sordariomycetes, Hypocreales, Clavicipitaceae. The record is from the annotation of a GenBank genome assembly.
AUGGCUUCCAGCACUACCUCCACCGGCUCGCCCAAGCUCGAUGCCGUCGUCCAGAACGUCAAGGCUGCCGUUGAGCCUGCUCCUCUCUCUGGCGUUGCCCUCUACUCCCGCUUCGCCCUUGCUGGUGCUGUCUGCUGCUCCGUCACCCACGGUGCUCUUACUCCCGUCGAUGUCGUCAAGACCCGUAUCCAGCUCGACCCUGCCACCUACAACCGUGGUAUGAUUGGUGGUUUCCGCCAGGUCAUCCAGAACGAGGGUGCUGGUGCUCUCCUUACUGGUUUCGGUCCUACCUGUGCCGGUUACUUCCUCCAGGGCGCCUUCAAGUUCGGUGGUUACGAGUUCUUCAAGAAGCAGUCCAUCAACGUUCUUGGCCUUGAGACUGCCUCCAACAACCGCACUGCUGUCUACCUCGCCUCUUCCGCUGCUGCCGAGUUCUUCGCCGAUAUUGCCCUUUGCCCCCUUGAGGCUACCCGUAUCCGUCUCGUUUCCGAGCCCACCUACGCCAACGGUCUCAUUGGUGGCUUCACCAAGAUGCUGAAGAACGAGGGUAUCGGCGCUUUCUACGCUGGUUUCGGUCCCAUUCUGUUCAAGCAGAUCCCCUACACCAUGGCCAAGUUCGUCGUCUUCGAGAAGGUCUCUGAGGCUGUCUUCCGCCAGUUCCCCAAGAAGGACCUCUCCGACGGCAUGCAGACUGUUGCCAACCUUGGCUCUGGUCUCGUUGCCGGUUUCGCCGCCGCCAUUGUCUCCCAGCCCGCUGAUACCAUGCUUUCCAAGAUCAACAAGACCAAGGGUCUCCCCGGUGAGGGCACUACUUCCCGCCUGAUCAAGAUUGCCAAGGAGCUCGGUAUCCGUGGCUCUUACGGUGGUAUCGGUGCCCGUCUCUUCAUGGUCGGUACCCUCACUGCCGGUCAGUUCGCCAUCUACGGUGACCUGAAGAAGGCCCUCGGCGCCGUUGGUGGUGUUGAGAUUUCCAAAUAA